AUGGACACCUCGGGUGAGCGAGCGCGGCAGGGCGCGCCCAACGAAUGGGCGCAGCGCGCGCGCUCCCUCGGGAACACCGUUAGGGAUGGAGUGCGACCCCUCCGCGCGCAGCUCGCGCGGAUCAGGGAGCGCGCGUCGGCGGCCGCGCGCGGGCCCGCGGUCGCGAGCCUCACCGCCGCCACCGGCGUCGGGUCGGGCCCCGCGUCGUCGCCGGGAUCCUCGAGGCCGAUCGGGCUCAUCGGCGCGGGAAUGGCGUUCGUCGCCCGCCCGUCGAUCGCCCAAAUCGCCGACGCCGGGUCUUCGAGCGACGGCAACCCCGCCUCCGCGGGAGACGACUCCCGGCCCAUCCUCAUCUCCUCCGUGGAAUUCGACGCCGAGGACCCGGACCUCGCGCAGCUCGCGCGAUCCGUCGUCACCAUCCGCCCGAACUUCUCCUACACCGUCGCCGACAUCAGCGCCGACGUCCGGAGGAUCUUCAGCACCGGGUUGUUCGAAGCGGUCGCCCCGGAGUCGGUGGACACCCGCGACGGGGUGUCCCUCAAGUUCAAGCUCGUCGCGAACCCCGUGGUUCGGGCCGUGGUGCUCCGCGGGGCGUCCCAGCUGCCCGUCACCGUCAUACAGAGCGUGAUAAAGCCGCAGAUUGGCAAGGUGCUCAACACCAACGCCAUGGUCGCCGCCGUGCACGAGAUGCAGGAGUGGUACAACGACAAGAAAGUCGCGCACGAGUUCGUCAACGUGGGCAUCUCCGCCGACGGCAUCAUCGAGCUGCAGGUGCAGGAACCGAGGAUCGGGAACGUCGAGGUCCGUUUCAUCGACCGCAAGACCAGGGAGCCGUGCGAGGGGCAGACCAAGCCGGCGUACAUAUUCCGCCAUCUCAAGAACAUCAGGCCCGGAGCGACGCUCUCCGGCCGCAUGUCCGAGGACAUCACGGACCUCACCAACACGAGCGGGCUCGAGAACGUCAACGUGCAGUUCUCGCAGAGGCUGCACGCGGUGGACGGCUCGCCGAUCAUGGACGCCAUCGUGAACGUCACGGAGAAGCAGAAGGCGGGAUUCAGCGGCGGCGGCGGCAUCAGCGCGAAGGGCCUGCAGGAGGGCGGCAUGUCCGCGCUCGUAGCCAACGCGGACUACUACAGGCGAAACCUGUUCGGCAAGUGCCAGAACCUCACCGCGAGGGUGGAGCUGUCCCCGUCGCCCGGUGGGGGUAAGCCCGACGUCGACGUCAAGCUGUCGCACACGGAUCCGUGGAUCGGCGAUUCGCACAGGACCUCCCGCCGAGUCUUCCUCGACAGCGACAGCACGUCCCUGGAGCCCAUCCACGCCAAGGCGGAGCCCACGGACGACAACCAGGACGUCGACGACGUCGCCGCGGCGGGAGACGGCCCCAAGGCUCUGUACGUGCGCAAGGUCAUCUCCGGCGUCGAGUACCGAAGGCCGCUCGCCGCGUCCUGGACCGGCACCCUCUCCGCGACGUAUCAGAGGGCGUACACGCACGACGACCUGAAGCAGACGUGCCUCCACGACGCGUACAACUCCCCGCUCACGUUCAGCGGCCUCCCGCACGACACCACGUUCAACGUCCUCUCGAGGUUCGUGUACGAGGGCAGGGGUAAGGACGAGGCGCUCCUGGUGCUCACCGCGGAGCAAGCCGUGCCGGUGACCGCGGAUAUGCUCUGGUUCAACCGAGUCGUGGUUCGCGCCAGGCGGAAGUUUCACGCCAUGGGAGCCACGCUGGAGGUGGCGGCGAAGGGCGGGAACAUCAUCGGGGACCUGCCCCCGUACGAGGCGUUCCAGAUCGGCGGCGCCAACUCCGUGAGGGGGUACCCCGAGGGCGGGGUGGGCACGGGUCGCAAGUUCAUCGUCGGCUCCGCCGAGCUGUCGGUGCCGCUCGCGCCCGAUCAGUUCGACGGGUACGUGUUCUUCGACAUCGGCAGCGACCUGAAGAGCGGGUCGCAGGUGCUGGGGGAUCCGGCGCAGGCGAGGGGCAAGCCCGGACAAGGGUACGGGUACGGCGCGGGGAUCGCGAUGCACACGCCGGUGGGUCCCAUCAGGUUCGAGUACGCCGUCAGCGAAAAGGGAGCCGGUCGAAUGCACUGCGGGCUCGCGAGGUCAUUCUGAUGA
Molecule: messenger RNA, 2121 nt
Organism: Micromonas commoda
Lineage: Eukaryota; Viridiplantae; Chlorophyta; Mamiellophyceae; Mamiellales; Mamiellaceae
Gene: TOC34-2
Product: chloroplast envelope protein translocase
Exons: 1
Coding region: 1-2118 (705 amino acids)
Cellular component (GO): outer membrane
Source: RefSeq, a predicted model, not a curated record